Molecule: messenger RNA, 4215 nt
Organism: Nematostella vectensis (starlet sea anemone)
Lineage: Eukaryota; Metazoa; Cnidaria; Anthozoa; Actiniaria; Edwardsiidae
Product: DNA polymerase subunit gamma-1-like
Exons: 19
Coding region: 271-4020 (1249 amino acids)
Biological process (GO): mitochondrial DNA replication
Cellular component (GO): gamma DNA polymerase complex; mitochondrion
Molecular function (GO): DNA-directed DNA polymerase activity; 3'-5' exonuclease activity; DNA binding
Source: RefSeq, a predicted model, not a curated record
CGGAAAACUAUUCCAAAAUGGCGGACGAAAAGAGGUCUCGUUCAAGGAAUCUGUAAAUUUUUGUUUUCAUUAUUUAAAUUUAUGACGGAUUUAAAAGAGCUGGACCUUAGAAGAUCUCAACGAUAUACAAUGUAAUUUGCUAAAGAAACGAAGAAAGAUAUAAUUAUCUACGCUCAUACAUCCGCAAAAGGAGAUAUGAUUUAUUGCAAGCAAGAUUGCUAUUUCCAUUACAUGUGGGAUUUCAGAACUUGGUUGAUUGCUUGACAAUAGAUGGCAACAAUGUUGCAGCUUUCUGGUCUAGUUCCAAGAUAUAUCAGCAAGUCAAAUGUCCUGGGAAGAGUUGUCCCACAUGUGUUGGGUAGGAGACACAGAAGUGAUGAUCUGCCCCGUUAUAAUCCUGUUAACAUACAAAUGCUGUCUGCCUCCCUCCACGAACAGCUCUUCCCCGAUACACCAGCUAACACCCAGAGUACAGAUGUCAUCCAAAAGUGCAUUGAGCACCUGAGUGCUCAUGGAUUAUGGGGCAAAACAAAAUCUGCUGCAAGAGAUGUAGACAUGACUCUCCCUCCCCUCCUGGGGGAAAACAUUGAUGAUCAUUUCAGGACUAUUGCGAGACAACAGAGUAAAGCAUACUAUGAUAUGUCACAGGACAUAGCAUCAUCGUCAUUGCCGUCGGUUCCUGAUAUGUGGGAGUUUAGGGCGGGCUGGUGCAGGUAUGCGGAGGACGCUGAUGGUCUACAUGUCACCCAAGUAGAGUGUCCGCCUGAUGAUGCUUUGGUCUUUGAUGUUGAGGUGUUGCAAUCUGAGGGUCUUUUCCCAACACUGGCUGUAGCCGCCUCCCCUUCUGCAUGGUACUCAUGGGUCAGCCCACGGCUUGUUAAGGAUAAAAGUUACCAGUGGAUUGUACGGCCAAGACCUGACCUUUACAUACCUCUUGAAACGUCAGAUGGCAAGGAAACCCACUGGAGGGAAAGACUUGUGAUUGGUCACUCAGUCGGCUAUGAUAGGUCGUACGUCAAGGAACAAUAUUACAUUAAGGGUCCCAAGACAUAUUUCCUGGACACCCUCAGCCUUCACAUGUGUGUGUCUGGACUGACAGGCCUGCAGCGACACUUGUGGACAGCUGCCAACUCUGGCCGCAAGACUCGUCAGGACUGGAUGCAGGCCGGUGCUGGAAACAAGCUUGUGGAUCUGUAUGCUCUCUAUUGUGAUGGUGAAGCAGUGGAUAAGUCCUUGGUGGACGUGUUCAUUCAUGGUGACAUGGGAGAUGUACGAGCACAAUUCCAGGAUUUGAUGGCUUACUGUGCCAAAGACGUUUCUCUCACCCAUGAAGUGUUUGCAGCACUAUGGCCAUUCUUCCUAGAGCGCUUCCCGCACCCUGUCACCUUUGCCGGCAUGCUUGAGAUGGGCUCUGCCUACCUCCCUAUUGACCAGAGCUGGGACAGUUAUCUACGGGACUGCAAUGACACGUACGAGGACCUUGAACAAGAGAUGAAGGGGUCUCUGAUGCACUUGGCUGACGAAGCAUGUAAUUACCAUCAUGAUAGAAGGUAUAGCCGUGAUCCAUGGCUCUGGAGUCUCGACUGGUCGGUUCAAGACGUGCGCACUAAAGUCCCAAAGAAGCCAAAGAAGCCCAAGAAGAAGAAAACAAGCACCUCGGCGGCCACGAUCACCCUGGACAGGAUGGAAAGUGAUAGCUUAGAGUGCCCUUCUAAUAAUGAACUAAUACAUAACGAGGACAAGGAAGAGGUAUUUGACGAGUGGAACUUGAUCAAGAUGGAGAAAUAUGGCAUGCUGGGAAACGCCGCACGUGACACUGGAUCAUGUGAAGAGGCACAUGACCAAUCAGAAAAGACAACCCAGCUUUUGUCUGCGAUCCCCCCAGCAGAGGAGAUUAUGUACAAGAGACGGCAGCAUUUACCUGGCUACCCUUUGUGGUACCGCAAACUCUGCCCGAAGAACGGUGAAGGAGCCUCGCUCGUGAGCCCGCAAUGCCAGACAGCGCCCUUGCUUUUGCGCAUGACAUGGGACGGGUUCCCGCUGCACUAUAGCCGCAAACAUGGCUGGGGGUAUUUAGUUCCUGGUCGAACAGACAAUCUUCAUCCACGUGACCCCGAGGAAGAAACCGCGGAGAAGCUUGAGAGGCCUGGACCCGAUACUCCAUUCCCGACAAGUGUAUUCCAGUCGCUAUGGCAACAGCACCGCAUGAAUCCCUUGACCUCCUCCCCCUCCCCCUCCCCCCUCGACGACGAAGAACUUGACAUUCGCCACCUGACAGACAGUGACAUGUGGUCUGAAUACGAGUACCAAGAGAUAAAAGCCAACGGGAAGCAGCAGGGCCUGGAGGGGGGCUCUCCCAGACAGGAGGGUUGCGAAUCUGGACUGCAAGGGAGUAGCCCUGGUCGGGAGGGGGUGCAAUGUACCAAACUACAGAGUACGAAGAAGAAGUUAGAUUCAGACUGGAGGCAUAGCAAGCCGCCCAGCUAUCAUGGGGUGGGGCCCUUUAACGACGUAGAUCUGCCAGGUGUCUGGUUCUUCCGUAUCCCGCAUAAGAACGGUGACCAGUACCGUUGCGGGAACCCUUUGGCGAAGGAUUACAUCACCAAGCUGGACGAUAAGACCCUAGUUUCGGCUGGUGACCGCAGUGCACGACGGACCCUCGUGACUAACAAGAUGAUCUCAUUCUGGAGAAACGCACACAAGCGGAUCACAUCUCAGAUGGCCGUGUGGUUUGGCGCUGAUGAUUUGCCGGACCAAGUAAAAAGAUCUGCGCAGUUUAGCAGUCACAACACUUAUGGAGCCAUCGUCCCCCGUGUUAUAUCAGCGGGAACCGUUACGAGACGAGCAGUGGAACCCACUUGGCUAACCGCCAGUAAUCCCAGGGAGGACCGCGUGGGUUCUGAGCUGAAGUCCCUAGUGAGGGCCCCUCCAGGGUACUCAUUGGUAGGGGCUGAUGUGGAUAGUCAGGAGCUCUGGAUCGCAGCGGUGCUGGGAGAUGCAAACUUUGCGGGAAUUCACGGCUGCACUGCGUUUGGUUGGAUGACGCUGCAAGGGCAGAAAUCAGACGGCACUGACUUGCACAGUAAGACCGCUGACACGAUAGGGAUAAGCCGAGACCACGCCAAGGUGUUUAACUACGGGCGUAUUUACGGCGCGGGGCAGAAGUUCGCGGAAAGGCUGCUGCUGCAGUUUAAUCAUCGCCUGACCGACACGGAAGCGAGGCAAAAGGCUGAGCGACUUUACUCAAGUACCAAGGGCACGGCGCGGUAUGUGUUGUCAGACUACGGGCAUGAAGUUGCUCAUGAGUUUGGGAUCCCUGUAGAUGAAGAUGGCUGCGUAGAGACUCGGGUCUACUGGGAGCUGGUUAGACGGACUACACGAAGACGAAGAAACAAAAAUUUCAAGAAAAGUAUCGAGGCUGGUCGAAGAUGGCACGGAGGAAGUGAGUCUGAGAUGUUCAAUAAACUGGAGAUGAUCGCCCAGUCGGACGAGCCCCGGACCCCAGUGCUCGGGUGCCGAAUAAGCCGCGCCCUGGAGCCGUGGGUAGUGGGCGGUGCGUUCAUCACUAGUCGAGUGAACUGGGUGGUCCAGUCCUCCGCGGUUGACUACCUCCAUCUGAUGCUUGUAUCUAUGAAAUGGCUCUUCACUGAGUAUGGUAUCGAUGGCAGGUUCUGUAUCAGUAUUCACGACGAGGUGCGUUACCUCGUGGCAGAGGAGGACAAAUACCGCGCAGCCCUGGCACUACAAAUCACCAACCUGCUGACGCGUGCAAUGUUCGCGUACAAGCUGGGCAUGAACGACCUGCCACAGAGUGUUGCGUUCUUUAGUGCUGUUGAUAUUGAUAAGGUCUUGCGUAAGGAGGUAAACCUGGACUGUAAGACUCCCUCCAAUCCUCAGGGACUGCAGAAAGGCCAGGGGAUCAUGCCAGGCGAAGCGUUGGACAUACAUCAGAUCUUACAGAAAACAAAUGGAUGCCUCAGAAAAGUGGAACAUUUGAAUGUGCAAGACAGUGUUCAGUAAACCUUGCAUUGAUGUAGAAACACUACAAUGUCAUUGUAAUCAAGAUGUAUGCCAAACUACAUUUUGUACACAAAAUAUUGGAGAGAAAUAAUGUAAAUAAUAAAUGAACUUAAAACGAUUGGACAUGAAAAGAGCCAUCGUUUAUUAAAGGCAUUUGUUCAAGUGUUCAAGACAAUAAAAGUACACUUCCGGUCA